CUCCUGUUCCUCCCUCUCUCCUCUCUCUCUCUGUCUCUCUCUCUCUCUCUUUCUCUCUCUAUCUCAGGAUGACUAUUCUAAGUACAACUUUUGCUGUAGUUUUCUAUUUAAUUCAUGCUGUUUCUGGAGAAAGUGGCUAUGUGCAGAAUGCUGCUUUCCUAAGUGCGGAAGAAAUUGAAUGAACCGUGAUUUAUAUAUUGUAUAAGAUUAUGCAACAAACAUAUCUUGCCACAUUGGAUGGCUGUCAACAGAUGUUCUUUCUUUUCCUGGUGCCUGGCAUCUACAAAAGUAUCUUCUGUCUAGCUUACAUUGUGUGUUGCAAAGUUACAUAGAAAAAGCUGACCCAUAAGACGCUUGAAUCUACAAGGAGAUUUGGAAGAUGCGGAGUCAGAUACAGAUUACGCAUUCUCCUGCUAUGCUCAGUUGGAAGUGGAUGGAGCCCAGCACUCACUGACCUGUGCUUUUGAUGACCCAGACAUCAACAGCACCAAUCUGGAAUUUGAAAUAUGCAAAUGCAUUUGGCUCCUCCAUGAAAGACAAGGUGGUUGAGUGUGUUUGGAGCUGUUUAUGCAUCUUCUAAUCUGUACCACUGUCCUCAGUGAGAGUCUUGUGGGGAUAGAUUGCAUGAAUCUUAAUAAACUACAAGAGGAGAAAUAUUUCAUCAAGACAAAGAAAUUCUUAAUGAUUGGUCAGAGCAAGAUAUGUGUGAAGCUAAGAGAAGAGAAUCUAGCUUGUAAAAGUGUGGAAAUAGUCCAUAUAGUUAAACCUGAGGCUCCCUUUGACUUAAAAGUUAACUAUCGUCAAAGAGCAAAUGACUUUGAAGUGACAUUUAAUACAUCACACUUGCAAAAGAAAUAUGUAAAACAAUUAAUGCACGAUGUAGCCUACUGCCAGGAAAAGGACGGAAACAACUGGAUGCAUGUCAAUAUAUCCAACACAAGGCUGACAAUCCCACAGAGAAAGCUACAACCUGACGCAAUGUAUGAGAUUAAAGUCCGAUCCAUCCCUCAUAGUGACUAUUACAAAGGCUUCUGGAGCGAAUGGAGUCCAAGUUCCCACUUCAAAACUCCAGAGGCCAACAGUGCAGAAGAGAUGAAUCCUGUUUUACUAACUAUCAGUGUUACCAGCUUUUUCUCUGUGGUUCUGUUGGUCAUCUUAGCCUGUGCAUUAUGGAAAAAAAGGAUUAAGCCUAUUAUAUGGCCAAGUCUUCCUGAUCAUAAGAAGGCUCUGGAACAGCUGUGUAAGAAACCUGAAAAAAAUUUUAAUGUGAGUUUCAAUCCUGAAAGUUUUUUGGACUGCCAGAUUCAUAAGGUUGAUGAUAUUCAAUCUAGAGAUGAAGUGGAAAACUUUCUGCAAGAUACUCUUUCUCCACAACUAGAAGAGUCUGAGAAACAGGGACUUGCAGGGAGUGAGCAUGAACCCAACUGGCCAUCCCAGAUUCCAAUUAUCACCUCAGAAAUUUUCAAAGGAGAAUUACCAAUUAGAAGUCCUGGUGGAAAUGCCAGUGCAUGUAAUCCCUCUAUGCUCCCCUCUUUCUGGGCCCCAGACUGCAGAGAGGGCAUUAGAAGUGGCUCUCAUGUGUACCAAGACCUGCUGCUUAGUUCUGGAACUACAGACAACACCAUGCUCCGACCAUUUCCUCACCAAUCAGGAAUCCUGACGGCGAACCCAGGUGUUCAGGGACAGCCCAUCCUCAGUUCUUUGAGGCAAAAUCAGGAAGAAGCUUAUGUCACCAUGUCUAGCUUUUACAAAAACCAGUGAAUUGUAGGAAACUCAAGACCAUCCCUACUAUAACUGAAGAUAACGUCAGGAAACAACGUCUAGAGUUCUUAUUCUGCUUCUAAACACAUAGAAGGCAAGAUUAAUGCUAUUCAAUCACCUAGUCUUCAGGAUUCUGAAACAUCACUUUGACCUCCUGCUUCAGUUUCCUUCCAUACGAGGGAGGAACAUUCUGAUGUACCAUGUUGGUUAAGUCAUGUAGUGUUUGAUGACCUUAAGACUUAAAGAGCAGGAAUGACUCAAAGAAAAGCCAAAGAAAAGAAUAGAGGGAUGAGAAAAAACAGGGAGAGUAAGGGAAGAAAGAAGGGAAAGAAAUAAGAAUGACAAUUAUUGCCAAUAAGACUUAGUUUAUAUCCACGACUGUGCAAAGUGCAUUUCAUUUGCCUCAUUUCAUUCUUAUAAUAAUCAUCAUUAUUAAUCCCUCUAUAAUAGAUGAUGAAAUUGUGGUUCAGGGCUUAUGAAACUUGUUCAAGUUGUCCAUAAAUGAGGACGAGCCCAAGAUCAGAUGCCCAGAGUCUGACUACAGUCUCCCUGUCGGUGAACCUUUGUUCUUAUAUACAGUCUGUUCCAACUUUUAGUGCCACAGAUAAUUGGAUGGUUAUACAACUUAUUAUCCAAAGGAUCACUUUUGAAAGUGAAAGGGAAAGUUAUAAAUUAUCACUCCAGCACAUCAAGCAUAAUCUGGGAUUGAGCCACAUAAAUGAAGAUACAUAGUUAUGUCAAUUAAAAUUGUUGUGGGAAAGAAAGUGGGGUGAGGGAUAAAUGGACUUCUGAGUAUAAAGUACAAUGAUCAGUCAUAUCAAGAAGGAAGAAAAGGUAAGAAAGGACUAUCAAGCCAAUUUGAUUUUGUUUUUAUGAAAAUGUUAUCAGGAGAGAAUACAUUAGAAGUCCAGAAUUUCUGUUUCUAAUUAUCAAGACCAGGAUUUUCUUGCUGCUACCCCAAAUACAUUUGUCCAGGAUUGCAGAACGUAUCAUGGACCCUGAACAGUGGGGCCUUUGACAAAUAAGGCACUCUUAAGACAAGUAAGGCACUCAGCAACAUCAGCUAGCCCCUCACCCACGGGCUGCCUACCCUGGUGGUACACAGAAUCACACAGGUCGGAGAGAUAGCUCAGGGAAGUAAAAACAGAAGGGUUCAGGGAUUCAUUUAGCAUCUGUUGUUGCUUAUGUAUUAAAUUUUCUUCUUUGUCACUUUAUUUGAUUUAGGGAGAUUAAGUGAUUUUAUUUUUCAAAAUAUUUUUGUGUUUGUCCUGUGUGAUCUGUGACCAAGGUUUACAUUGUGGACUAAUGGAUCCUAUCUAUUGGUAUAAGGCCUAACCAUAAUCAGAACAUUUUGUUCUUCAGAUGAAUGUUUUACUGUCCAAAUUGCUUUCCUCUGAAAUAAUUGUAAUGAAUACAAUUCUGUAAUUGCUUAGGUUUCUUUGUUGUACUCUUACCUUCUUCUCAAACACAGAAAAUCUGCUAUAUGUCAACCAUAGUGUUAGACACAGGAGAUUGGAAGCCAUGUAACCAUAGAAUUCCACUUGAUAAAAUGCAAAAUAUAACAAAAAUGACAACUUGUAAACAAAUUAUUAUCAUGUGAAAUUCUAUAACAGGGUAUGUUGAAAGUACCCUGUUGAGGGCAGAAAAAAAUGCCACAAAAACUUCUUAAGUUGCAUGGAGGAAAGAUGUAAUCUGCCUGGUACGUAAGUAGCAAAAAUGUUUUCCAUCAGGUAGACAGACUUCUUUUCAAUCUUUUGACUUCAUGGGAGCCAAGUCUGAAAGAGAAAGUCACACAAAAUUUCAUGCCUAACCUAAGCCUUUGACACUGUAAUCAUAGGGAUUCUUUGAAGGAUUUAUAAUACUAUAUUUAGUUUAUGAGAACAUGGUGACACAGAGGUCACAAAUUAGUUACUCAUAUUCAUUUGUAUCCCUGUUGUAAACAAACAAUCUCUUAAAGAAAGGAAAAGUAAUCCAGAGAUUUUAAAGGGCCUUAUUCAGCUCUAAAAUGUUCUAUUUCAAUGUUGUUUGGUACUUGCUAUAAUUUUAAUUUGGGGUGUGUGUGUCUGUUAUUGGAAGCAUUUUAAAUUCAUCUAUUACACUUAUAAUGGCUGCUAAUGCUUGAUUAUAGACUCAGAAACAAUAACGAUGUAAGUUUGCUAAUUCAUUCUGCCCGAUCCUCUUUUGAAUUUCUUCAAGAAACAAAAAUUCCUCACCAAAGACAAUGUAUAAGUCAGACAUGUCAACUACCAGCUCCAUGUAGCAUGAAAUAAAGAGUUAACUGAGAGACAGCCAACUAAUUUGGGCCAAAAAACACAAUUGGCUCAAAUGGACUUUGGAUUAUUCAGUUGAUUUUCUAUCAAUUUUGCCUCUCUUUAGUGUGGCUUCCAGAGGAAUUUGCUUCAGAAAAUCCAAGUGUGGUUUACUUCAGAUAUGCAUACUUAUUUUUUUUAGCUCUUGUGGGGGUGAUACUGACCUUAGAACUGACCCAGAAGAUAGUGAGAAUAUGUGGUAAGACAUCUGGAAAUGGUACUUUGUCAGUUCAUUGGUUUGGUCUAUUACCCUUAAAAAUGCUCAUCAUUCACUACAAUGAAGGUGUUUGAUUUACUUGUGUACUUUUUAUAUGCAUUACUGAUAUUUAGCAGAGCUGCUAAGUUUAUAAGUAGAUGAUGUAUGCUGCCAUCUUGUAUUUAAAUAAAUGCUAUUUAACUAGA
This is a messenger RNA of Cavia porcellus (domestic guinea pig), 4472 nucleotides long. It is a transcript of the gene Il7r, whose product is annotated as interleukin 7 receptor. The transcript is spliced from 10 exons. Gene Ontology annotation, cellular component: external side of plasma membrane; membrane. The coding region runs from base 568 to 1761 and encodes 397 amino acids. Gene Ontology annotation, molecular function: protein binding; cytokine receptor activity. The record is from RefSeq and is a predicted model, not a curated record. Lineage: Eukaryota; Metazoa; Chordata; Mammalia; Rodentia; Caviidae. Gene Ontology annotation, biological process: positive regulation of receptor signaling pathway via JAK-STAT; hemopoiesis; cytokine-mediated signaling pathway.